AUGCCGAAGGCAGAUCCGCCGGUGGAUGCCAAGGGCAGACAGGCUGCUUCCAGCUCCUCCAGACCCGAGGCAGAAGUUCCCAUGAGCAACUAUGCCUUCUUUGUAAAGUACACAUACUCCAAUGAGUGCGCUUUGCUUGCCUACAACUUCCACGAGCUUGUAUCCAAGCUGGGAAUCUUCGAGAGCUUUGCGUACAGGCACGACCAUCGCCUAAUCAGCGUCACGCUCGCGUACAUUCUAUACCGCUACCAGGUGCACCAUUGCGACAUGGCCUUGGACUUGGCCUUGACGCUGGUGUACUUGGAGGACCUCAGCGGCCAAGUUGAGGCCAAGCCAGAGCUGCGCGAGCGAUGCCGAGAUGCCUUCAAUUUGAUCUGUUACAUGGCGUUUCUUGCACAUGCAUUCAACUCGGACCGACCGAUUCGACUCGCCGACUGGUUCAAAGAGAUCGGCUGGCGAUCCUUCAAGAAUUGUCACCAGUUGAAUGCCUACGUAUUCUUUCUCUUUUCACAAGUCCGUGGAUUCAAACUUCGGGUGAAUGAAAGUCAGGUGAAGAGGUACAUCCAGAAGCUCUGCAGUGUCCCAAGCCAAGCACAGACGGCGUCCUGA
This is a messenger RNA of Symbiodinium natans, 609 nucleotides long. NCBI's taxonomy places the organism in Eukaryota, Dinophyceae, Suessiales, Symbiodiniaceae. The record is from the annotation of a GenBank genome assembly.